Molecule: messenger RNA, 2945 nt
Organism: Carcharodon carcharias (great white shark)
Lineage: Eukaryota; Metazoa; Chordata; Chondrichthyes; Lamniformes; Lamnidae
Gene: fam13c
Product: family with sequence similarity 13 member C
Exons: 16
Coding region: 300-2144 (614 amino acids)
Source: RefSeq, a predicted model, not a curated record
AACAGUGCAGUUUGAUCUUCUCGAAGGUUAUUGCAGUGUGAUAAGCACAGUUGCUUGGCUAAGUGCAAUGCUGAGAGGAGUGGGUGGAAGAUAAUAAGUGAAAAGAAAGGUGCGUUCAAGGUUUGAGGCCCAGUUUGUUCGUGUGCCCAAGGAACUUUUGGCACCUCUGCUGAACGCCGUCAAGAAACAGUCUCCGGACGAUCCAGAUCCAGGACCAAGCCUUUCUCUUACAUCUCUGUCAACAAGGGAAGGGUUGACAACUGCAGCACCAACAGGACGAUGACCACAGCCUCAAAGAAAUGGAUAAGACAAACAAAGAGAAUUUCCCACAGUGCAGCAGUACCUCGGAAGAUCACCAUCUGUCAGCGCGAGGCACUUUACAACAUGCCGAAAAGAAAGUACUCGGUAGAGCAGAACAUCAAGAUGGAGAUAAUCAAAAUGCAAAGAGGUCAAAACCCAGCUCAGGGGCACAAGCAGUACAACAUCAGGAUGCGAUGGUGAGGGGGACUCCUUCACUGGCAGACAGCAGAGGGAAAACAGAGACAGCCGUUACCAAACAUGCUGAAGACUCUGCACUGAAACAAGGAGAAUGUUGCAAUAGAGAGAACAUGUCACCUGAACAGGCUGAACAAGAAACCACAGACAAAGCACGGGAUUCCAAUGAGAGCUCGUUGAUGAAGCUACAAACCUUUGAUGUUGACCUGUGCUCAACAUUUUUACCGAGCCCGGAGGAAAGUGCUGCAACACAACAUAGCAAGGAGCAAACACUUCAGACAGGUCAGAAUGGGAUUGCUGAUGAAGGGAGCAACGGUGAGCACAGUACCAUCAUUGCCCCUAUUAUUGAUUUCAAAUUAAUGCAUCAGCAAAGAGAUAGUGAUGAGCCAAUUCCAGCCUUUGAAAGCUGGCAGAGUGAGCUGGAAAAUGGAGUAGAAGCUCAUCGAUCCCUGGGAGCUGGCAGUUUGCUGCAUCACAUAGCAGAAGGUGACAAUCCGCUAAUAUCACCACGUUGCUCAAGCUUUAGCAAGAGUCAAAGAUUUGUAUUGGAUACAGAGGCUGCCCCCUCUCCACCAAAUGCUCAGCUCUUUAUCAUGCCAAGAAACUCUUCACUGGUCAAUUCAGAAGCUGAGAACAGUCCAAUGUUGGUGACGCAACUGACAAAACAGAUCCAGAAUUUGAGAAAGAAAAUACGAAAAUAUGAAGAAAAAUUUGAGCAAGAAAAGAAUUACCGACCCUCCCACAGUGAUAAAGUUGGCAAUCCAGAAGUCAUGAGGUGGAUGAAUGAUCUGACAAGGGCCCGUAAGCAAUUAAAAGAGCUGAAACUGAAGAUCUCCGAGGAAGAGAAUAACAGACGGCACAGACAUCGAAGCAACCUGUUGCCUAUAAACUCCAGGCAGGACAAAGAAAACAAGCACCACACAUCAGUGGAAUCCCAGCAGAAACCAAGUGUUGAGGAAACAGUACAAAUUGUGAUGAGAAAGCUCAAAGAAAAGCAGGAAAUUCUUGGUCUUCCGGAGGAUGUUAAGGAAAUGACACAAAAGCAACUGAGGUUAGAUAAGGUCAACAUGCAAAAUUGCCUAUUGCAUUUUGAAAGCAUUUAUGGACGACCGGUGAACAAACAGGAAAAACAGUUAAUGAAGCCUCUGUAUGACCGAUAUCGAAGCAUCAGGCAGCUUCUGUCUCCUGCAGCAGCAAUCCCCACUAUUGAAGAAGAGGGUUCUGAUGAAGAAACUAUCCUGAAGAGUUGUGAAAUAUCUACCAGACCAACAGCUGAUUUUCCUUUCCAAGAAUUUGUAGAUAAUGUAGAUCAUCGAGAGGAAGAUCGUGAACCUGGAUUUCUUUCUCCUCCAGAUGAAAAGAAAGACACCAAGCAACCAUCUGCUUCACUUUCCAAUCUACAUGAAGCAUCCAUGCCCGAAUUGUUGGAACAUCUUCGUGAAGCUCGAUCACAGAAGAAGAAACUCCGCAAAGUUCUCCGAGAGUUUGAAGAGCAAUUUUUCAAACAAACAGGAAGGAAUGUACUGAAAGAAGAUCGCAUACCAAUGGCUGAAGAAUAUAGCGAGUACAAACAUAUAAAAGCCAAACUUCGUUUGUUGGAGGUACUCAUAACUAAGCGCGAUGGUUCAAAAGCAGUCUUGAGUUCUUAAAGACAAACCUCACACAGAAGACAAUUUUCCUGCCCUUAAUUGAACCAGAUGAAAUUAUUCAACCCUUUCUAAAGCUCUGGAUACUUCAUCCUCGCAUUUGUGCCAUAGAAACACUUGGCUGCACUUUAUUAUUCACCGAAGUCUGCAAAUUCCAACUGUGACUGCAAAAAUGAACACUAGGGUUGCCGAGCAACUAAUCAGAGUCACUGUCACUAAUGACAACAAACGUUACAAGAUGCACUGAUGAUAUUUUUGAGUAGGUAGCUUUGACAAUUUUAUGAAAUAGACCCUAUUCUGGACAAUGAUGAACUCAGAAUAGUUGAAUUAUUUCUCGGCAAGGCACGUGUUUAGGAGGGAGACGUUUAUUUGAUGGUGUCCAUGUGAGACACCAUAGCACUUUAUUUAUGUCAUUGUGAACUGAAAAAAAGUGUCAUGUACAACCAAAAAAAACAGCCUGCCUUUUUUUGCUCGUGUGUUUUGAUGGUUUCUUCAGUUUUUAUCACAUUGAGUAGUCAAUUACAGUUUAAAUACAAAGAUUGCCAUUUCUUGUUUGAUCAUUGAAGGGAUUAAAAAGGAAAUUCAAAGUGAAUUUAUAAUUGUUUGGACUCCAAUCCCAAUCUUUGUGGCCAUUUGAAACAGGGUCAAGUUGCAGCUCUUUAACUAUUUCAGAUUCAAGGGAUUGACAUCCCUUUAUAUUGUCCACUAGAAAUGUCAUUUAUAUUUUUGGUAAUUAUUUGCUGAAAAAUGUUUGUAAUGUUUUGUAAUUUAGGACAUUCAUAAAGUGUAUCAUUCUGAAAUAGG